AUGCCUCGUAUGAAGUCCUUCCGCCGUUCCCAGGCCGCCCGGAGGAGAGUGGAGGAGCAGCGCAUCGUCAUGCUGGGUCGUCAGCAUUCUCCCUGUGGCACCCUUGAACGCCGUGGCACCGGCUGGCGCCACAAGGUGGAGAAAUGGCCGACCUCUCUGCUGACUGGCCGUCAGCACAAGUUGGUCAUUCCAGAUGAUGCCCCCGGCAAGAAGUUGGUUCUUCUUGUCGGUGCCUCGCAUCUGCGAAGCUUCGCAGAUCGACACGUGCCGAUGCCAGAGGGGUGCCUGUCCUUCGCUGUCAUGUCGACGCCGGGGGCCUGUGCAGCUCAGUUGAGGACCGAGGUGCUGAACGCUACGGUACCUCGGACCCCUGACUUGGUCUGUCUCAUGGCUCCUAGCAACAACCUGACAGCGAGCCGGACAGUGGACGAGGGCCGGGCCGACUUCGCCAAGCUCCUGUGCACGGUCUGCACACGCUGGCCUAAGGUGAUCGUCAUGGACUUCGUGCCGCGUUUGGUGGUGGAUGAGGAGCUCCAGGGCCACUUCCGGAACGCCUUCAGCCAGGUUGCUGCACGCAUGGGUGUCCCGUACAUCCAUACUGCAGACAACUUCCCCACCUUCCGCAAGGAGCAUCUAAAGCUGUGGUGCAGAGACGGCGUCCACUUGAGUGACAAGCACGGGAUGCCUGUGCUUGCUGACUUGUUGUGGAAUGCCGCCUACACCCAGCUGGCGGUGCCUCCACCAGAGCCCCAGGUGCCUCGCAGGACGUCACCUGGGUCGGCAGCGCCGAGACGCCUUCCACGAGUGGUCGUCAAGGGGGAGAUUGUCGCUCCGCGGCAGUCAGACCCCUUCGGCUGGUCACUUGUGGAGGGGCGUGGGAAGAGGCGACGCUCCGGGGAGGAGGGGGAGGAGUCGUGCGGCGCGGGCAAAAGUGGGAAGCUUCAGCAGCCGGAGCUGGAGGUGCCCUUCCCACUUAACCCGGUGCGGUUCAGCAGCGCCGUGAUGGAUGCGUUGGAGAGGGCCGCUCCAUCCGAUCUGUCCAGCCCUGUGUGCACUGCGCCACCUGGCAAGAAGAAACCCCGCGUGGACCGUCAGCCCAAGGCAGCCACUUCCAAGAGGAGACAGGCUCCGCAGCAGGUAAAGGCUGUUGUGGAGACUGCUCCUGUGGAAGUGGUCGUGACGCAGAGGGAUGCUCCUGCUGCCUGCGUCACAGAGUCAUCGCUCCCCAGCCCCGUGGACGUGGUCGUGACGCAGAGGGAUGCUCCUGCUGCCUGCGUCACAGAGUCAUCGCCCCCCAGCCCGAUGGAGGAAGACUUCCCUAGAUGCGUCAAAGGUAGGACAGAUUUUGAUUCUUCCUGUUCAGGUUCAGUGUGUUCGGACACUGAUGUUACUGCUGACCACGAGGACUGUACAUCUGCUAAGGUUAAAUGGGUUAGGGGAAGUUUCCAUCAGGGCAAUCGUAGAUUUAAAUACCCAGGGGUUCAGUGUAUGCCCAUAGCUUUAGCAAGCUUGGCUCAACACACAGUCAACAGUGUUUUCUCGUGGCGGCGUCGCGAUUUGGAUCAUGUUCUCCAUCUAGGCGAUGACUUGUACGCGUUUUUGCGUGAGGACAGGAGGAUCAGUGGUACUUUCGAGGUCUUGUCUGUUCCUGAAUUGCCAGGACAACAUGUUUUUGACGGGCAGCAGUUUACCUUCGAUUAUGGUAGUGACUAUGUAAGUGGUGUGGUCGAUGUAGUUGAUGGAGAACUUGUUGAGGCUGGUUUUCACACCUCUCUCCUAAACGGAUUGGAGAGGAUGCUUGGCAAAUAUAGCACAUGUUUGAUGACCCUGGGUGGUACUACAUGCGCCGUUAUUAGUCAGAAUGGUAGAUAUGCUGUUGUUGAUUCACACGCACGCAACGCUGCUGGAAUGGUAGGUCUUUAUGGUCGAAGUAUAGUUGCGUAUUUUAGUUGUGUUAGAGACCUGCAUGAGUAUGUAUGCAAUUUGGCUGCAUCACUCAAUGCAUAUCACGCAGGUUUUGAGAUAGCCGGUGUGUGUGUCUUUCACAUAGUGUUUGAUGAUGCUCCUGCUGGUGAUGCAGAUGUUGUAGUUGUUGGUGGUGAUGCUCCUGCUGGUGAUGCAGAUGUUGUGGUUUGUGGUGAUGCUACUGCAGAUGAGGUCGUGUCUGUGAUAGUUGAUGCUCCUGCUGAUGAUGCAGAUGUUGUGGUUGUUAGUGGUGAUGCUACUGCAGAUGAGGUCGUGUCCGUGAUUGUUAGUGGUGAUGCUCCUGCUGAUGAUGCAGAUGUUGUGAUUGUUAGUGGUGAUGCUACUGCAGCUGAUUCAGAUGUUGUGGUUGUUAGUGGUGAUGCUACAGCAGCUGAUUCAGAUGUUGUGUUUGUUAGUGAUGAGACGUGUAAACAGCUGCAGUUUGAUCCCCUCAGUAAGGAGGUUGCCCAGUCGGUUUGUAAACGGGUAAAUGUAGAGUUUGAGAAGGUUGAUGAGGUAGUGUCUGUAGGAGUUGGUUUGUUAGGGUCUCCUUGUAAGAAGGAGAACAUAGUGGCUGAUGGGAACUGUUUCUUUAGGGCAGUGUCUCUAGCUGUGAGUGGAACACAGAAGAGUCAUAGGAAGAUUAGACUCGCUGUUGUUAAGCAUCUAGAGAAGAAUGCAUCACAAUAUAAUGACAUUUUGAGAAGUGAGUAUUCUUCAGUGGCAGAUUAUAUCAGGGAGUCAAAGAUGAGCUAUGUUGGCAGCUGGGCAACAGAGGUGGAAAUUCAGGCAGCCGCAGAUUGUUUAGGAGUUGAUAUCUUUACAUUUUGUGAUGGUAGAUGGCUUGAAUAUAGCUGUAAGUUUAAUGGUUUGUCUAGACAGGGGAUUUAUUUGGAAAAUUGUAAUGGUAACCAUUAUGAAACGGUUGUUUGUGUUUAUGAGCCUCAACUGCAGAGGUGUUAUGGUUUGUGUAAUGUGAGUAGUUCGGAUUGGAAAGUUUAUGAUAUGAGACGUCGUAGUGUAGAGGGUUGUUCACUGGAAAGUCCAGCGUGUAAGAGAGUGAAAACUGUUGAUUGUGCAGGUGUGAAUAGUAAUAGUUGUCUUUCCAAGUUUUUGAAAAAUAAGAGGAAAUCACAAAUGAAAAUGAAAUAUCAGGAUAGUGUGCUGAAUAGGGAGAAGAAAAUGGAAAUGCGCAAUAAGAAAUAUCGUCAGGAUGUGUUGCUGAGGGAGAAAGAAAAAGGGGAAAGUAUUGGGAAAUUUAGUGAUGGGUCGAUGCAUUCGGUGAAGGAAGUCGUAGAUUUGAAUAGGAGUAAAUUUGAGAUUAAUGCCGACGAGUUGGAUGAGAUUCAGGAAAUGAUAGGUUUAGACGGUGUAGCAGAAGAUGCCUGGGGUGAAUUGUGUCCAGAGCAGGAGGUGGAGCGUUUAGAGUGUCAGCAGGAACGGGAAGAGAAAAAGAGAGAGCAGGUAGCAGAUGAUGAAGAUGUUGUGAAUAUUCCAGACUUAGCUGGAUUGCUGCGUACAAUUUGCACGGAACAACCAUUCACAGCACAUUUAGCAUUGGCAAAGAUGUUCGCCUUCCCUACGUACCUUUGGGUGAGGAAAAGUUUGCCUCCGCCUGACUCCAGCCUGGUUGGUCCAGCCCCAGUUUCAGCCCUGAGCUCAGGCUUUUGGCCCAGCCCUCGUCCCAGUCUCCCAGUUACCUUCCUGCAAUAA
Scomber scombrus (Atlantic mackerel) is the source of this 3678-nucleotide messenger RNA. RefSeq lists its product as uncharacterized. Gene Ontology annotation, biological process: protein deubiquitination. Gene Ontology annotation, molecular function: cysteine-type deubiquitinase activity. Bases 1 to 3678 code for a protein of 1225 amino acids. The transcript is spliced from 15 exons. The record is from RefSeq and is a predicted model, not a curated record. NCBI's taxonomy places the organism in Eukaryota, Metazoa, Chordata, Actinopteri, Scombriformes, Scombridae.